This is a messenger RNA of Aureobasidium subglaciale EXF-2481, 770 nucleotides long. RefSeq lists its product as uncharacterized. The record is from RefSeq and is a predicted model, not a curated record. Gene Ontology annotation, biological process: endoplasmic reticulum to Golgi vesicle-mediated transport; vesicle fusion with Golgi apparatus; retrograde vesicle-mediated transport, Golgi to endoplasmic reticulum. The transcript is spliced from 4 exons. Bases 14 to 664 code for a protein of 216 amino acids. Lineage: Eukaryota; Fungi; Ascomycota; Dothideomycetes; Dothideales; Saccotheciaceae. Gene Ontology annotation, molecular function: SNAP receptor activity. Gene Ontology annotation, cellular component: ER to Golgi transport vesicle membrane; SNARE complex; endoplasmic reticulum-Golgi intermediate compartment.
ACGAGACGCCGCGAUGCCCAUAUACUCGACCCAAAUCGUACGCCUGGAUGGCCUGAUGCUCGCUGCAUCGAUCGAGAACUCUCCACACGAUGACACCAUCACAAAUCUGAAGAACCAGCAGCGGGCUCUUGUUCGCAAGAUGAGCAACACGUCCGAGCCGCGAGCUGCCAUCGAAUCAGGCGACUACAAACUCCACUACUACCGUCAUGAAGACCUGAUCUUCUUCGCCAUUACCGAACGCUCUUUCCCGAAAGAACUUGCCGCCAUGUAUCUCGACGAUGUCGCAGCCGAGUUCAUGAACACUCAUAGGGAUGCCGAGUAUCGCUCGUCGGCACUGCGUCCUUACGCCUUCAACGACUUCGACACUUUCAUGCAGCGCACAAAAAAGUCUUACGAAAACCCAAGAGCUUCGAACAACCUCGACAAGGUGCAAGCCCAACUGAAAGAGACGACUCAGAUCAUGUCCAAGAAUCUGGAGGACUUGCUCUAUCGUGGUGACAGCUUGGACAGAAUGGGACAGAUGAGCUCCGACCUGAAAGAGUCUAGCAGAAAGUACAAGCGUGCCGCCGUGAGGAUCAAUUGGGAGUUGCUCCUGAAGCAGUACGGUCCCUUUGCCGCUCUCGGCACGAUCAUCCUGUUCUUCAUUAUCUGGCGAUUCUGGUAAAUCUUAUUGAAAGCGAUUUCCUCCUGGGUUGAUGCUUUAAUGAUCCAGCAAAAAGAAUACUUGCACGGCGUCGGUGGUACUGGCGAAUAUGUUGAUAUACCCCUUU